AUGGCCUUACCAACUCGUGCUGAAUUUCUGUCCGGCUUAGGUGCGAAGACGUGCGACAUCUGCUACGAUGACAUGACAGGGCCGGCCAAGACUCCAUGUGGCCAUGUUUAUUGCUUGGAGUGUCUGCUGUCCUGGCUCAAGCAGCACAAUACGUGUCCUACAUGCAGAAGCAUACUGUUCGAGAAUCCGACCAACGACGACGAAAAUGCCAUCGACGGUGAAGACGACACGGAAGAACAACCAAACGGCAAUGCCGUCGAGAACCACGAAGAAGCUGGCGUACCACCAUUCGGAAGCACAGAAAGACUCCAAUAUGAGAUGACAGCAGUCCUUAACGAGGUCGAGGCUGAGUUGGACGCCAACCCAGAGCCACGAAUUGCAACUUUUGACGCAUCAGCCAUGGCUCAAGUCGUGGCGGCAUUUCGAAUCGACCAGCGCUUGCGCGAUGCAUGGAUGGACGAGAUCAAAAGCUGGGAUGUAAUGUACACUUUCGUCGACCGAGACAACAGCCACGUUUGGACUUUCGAUCACAUCAGCUACGAUCCUCCUUCUGGUCCGGAUACAUCGGGCUCCUCUCUCGGCGAGCAGAGAGGUCUAGUUACUAAUCGCCAUGUCAUGUGGGCGAAGAAACUGUCAAGACAUUUGAGCAGCAUUCCUGCCAACGAAUUGUCCAAUCGGGUCCGCGUCGUCAGAGUACUUGUGUCUUAUAAGCCGGAAUUGACUGAGCGGGAGGUUGUGGCAUCUCCACUAGAUUGA
Cercospora beticola is the source of this 756-nucleotide messenger RNA. RefSeq lists its product as uncharacterized. Gene Ontology annotation, biological process: ubiquitin-dependent protein catabolic process; protein ubiquitination. Gene Ontology annotation, molecular function: ubiquitin protein ligase activity. The record is from RefSeq and is a predicted model, not a curated record. Gene Ontology annotation, cellular component: ubiquitin ligase complex; cytosol. Lineage: Eukaryota; Fungi; Ascomycota; Dothideomycetes; Mycosphaerellales; Mycosphaerellaceae.